Molecule: messenger RNA, 2754 nt
Organism: Dreissena polymorpha
Lineage: Eukaryota; Metazoa; Mollusca; Bivalvia; Myida; Dreissenidae
Product: bestrophin-4-like
Exons: 13
Coding region: 293-2260 (655 amino acids)
Molecular function (GO): chloride channel activity
Source: RefSeq, a predicted model, not a curated record
AGACAUAACCUUGCGAGUACGUUUAGCAGAAUAGUCCGGAUUUAAAUUCCAUAUGACGAUUGUUAAACCGCACGCUUCAAAUUGAAGCACGUGAAAUAUUUUAUAUUUACAAAUAAGAUAACGGUGGCGAUUGCAGACAAUCCACGCAAACAAUCAAUUCAUUAUAAUUGAGAACGUGUUAUUCUAACCGAAAAGAAGCUAAAAAUUAUCCGUGCUAACUAAUGCAAACAAAAUAUUGUUAUAACCAGGAGGAUAUUAAUUUUGGCCUGGAUAAGGUCUACAGUGCGAGGAAAUGACCAUCAUAUACCAGAACAAAGUUGCUACCACAACAUUUUUCGGGUUCUUCCGCCUGCUCAAGACAUGGCGGGGCAGCGUCUACAAACUUAUCUACAAGGAGAUCCUCGUCUUCAUUCUGCUCUAUGUCUUAAUCAGCCUCGUAUAUCGCUUUGGCCUAUCCGGAACCUCUAAACGGAGUUUCGAGCAAGUUGUGGCUUACUGCAACAAACAUUCCGACCAAAUACCCGUCUCCUUCAUACUUGGCUUCUAUGUCACCCUUGUCGUCGGCAGAUGGUGGACGCAGUUUGUCAACUAUCCAUGGCCCGACAGGGCCUUGUAUGUGAUGGGGAGCUACGUGAUUGGCCGUGACGACGCCAGUCGCAUUAUUCGGCGCACCGUCGCCCGCUACAUGAUGGCUGCCCUCGUCCUUAUCCUCCGCACAUGCAGCGUGUCCGUCAUGAAAAGAUACCCCACCAUGGACCAUAUUGUCAAUGCAGGUUUUCUGACCAAAGAAGAAGUGGUUGAUUUAGAUAACGUCAACUGCAAGUACCACAAGUUCUGGGUGCCACUGGUCUGGGCCAACACUGUCAUCACAAAUGCCAGGAGGGAGGGCAAGAUCACUAGCGAUUACGGCUUCAAGUUCAUUAUAGAGCAACUGGCGGACUUCCGCGACAGGUGCUCGAUAUGCUUCGUGUUCGACUGGAUCACAAUACCGCUGGUUUACACUCAGGUCGUGACAUUGGCGGUGUACAUAUUUUUCGGUGCCUGUCUGAUCGGCCGUCAGUACGUAGACAACGACAAGGGUAACAUUGACCUCUACAUUCCCGUGUUCACACUGCUGCAGUUCCUCUUCUACAUGGGUUGGCUCAAGGUUGCAGAGCAGCUCAUUAAUCCAUUCGGGGAGGACGAUGACGACUUUGACAUGAACUUUCUUCUCGACAGACAUUGGGGGGCGGCAUGGUGCCUGGUCGACUACUGCCACCAGUUAGUUCCUGACCUCGUUAAGGACAUGCACUUCAACGAGAUUGUCACCGAGGAUCCGCCGUACACCGAGGCGUCCAUGGCCUCCCACAGGCCUAACUUCAUGGGAUCCGCGUACGCUAUGGAGCGACCGAGUUUAGUCCAUCAACGUGUGGUACUGAACCCCGACGCAUACGAGCCGAACCAUGGCAGUUUCGCCGGCCUCCGCCGCCUCUCACACGCUCUCAUGGAUUCCAACUGGAGCCUAUUCCGGCAUAAAGACAGUAUGCAGAAAACUGACUCUCAAAAUGGCCUAAAUGAAAACCCGCAACAUAACGGUCGCCCCGGCCACGGAGCCCUUGACGUUUCCAUGACAUCUCUCAAUCGCGUUGGUCGGAUGGAUCGAACGGGAAGCAUCGAGAGCAAACUGAGUGAUACAAGCUUUCGCUCAGCACGGGCGGAGUCAUUUUCCGAAGGUCAACUUCCAGAAAACGCCUCCGCGCGCCGCGACGUUCCCCACAAGCCCCAUAAGCGGACCAUCGAUGGCCAUAAGGAUCGGAAAUGGAGUUUCCCGCUGAACCUUCUUCACCGGAAGGGCUCUAAAUCUACAAAUGAAGACACUGUGCCCGCGCUCUCGCAUUUUUCGGACAAUAUCGACGACGGCGACGUCAAUACGCCGCUGAUAUCGCCGGCUGCGUUGAACACUGAGGGUCGUUUCCACGCUGAGAUAGUAUCCGGCGAGCACGACGUCGACGCCUCGAAGCAGACCCGAAACAAGCACAUCUUGGACAAGCACAUGACCCACAUGACUGCGUCCCGGCCUCCCUUCUUGUCCGCGAUUGCCGAGGGAAGCAAGGAAACUCUUAAUCGAUCUACAGCUCCUUCUGUGUCGUCGCUAGAUGAAGAAGUAACUCACACUGGGGACGCAGAAGUACCGAGAAUCAUCGUCGAGGAAGACGAGAAUACGGAUGACGACAGAACUUCAAGCGAUACAGUUGCUAUUAAGAUAGAAACUGAUCGGUAGUGUACGGCAAAUACGAAACCAUUUGGAGAAAUGACAUUUGAAGAAUUAUGCGGCAUUAGUGAUGCUUCAUUUAUCUUUCUGAUAUUUAUUUGUGUAUGUAUUGUCGUUCAAAUUAAAUUGCCCGGAAGUUUGUUGUCAAUAUUUCAAUCUUGUUUAUACCUAGGUCUAAGUUGAGAUUUUGUUAAAGAUUGGGAGAUAGGUCUACUAAAAACUUGUCAGUCACUUGUAUUUUGUUAAGUUUGUGAACAUUUGAACAAAGUGUGUUAAUGAUAUGCAUAUUAAUAAACAUUCGCAUAUGUGUUGUCAUAUAGCAGGAACUAUAGUGUGAUGUGAAAGUGACUUAAUUGAUCAAGUCCAUGAGUGUGAAUUUAUCAUGUGAUGUGCAUUUAAAUAACCAGACAGCGCUGGCUCUAUGUGCUCAUAAUUACACUUAUCGAGGUGGGUUGAUGACAUCUUACAUAUAUUUAUGUGCAGUGUACAUUCCCAUCCGAUCU